AUGGCGCGCCCGCGCGAUCGCGCGUUCCACGGCGUGCACGCGCGGGCGCCGAUGUCGACGCGCGGGACGACGGGGGAUGGACGACGCGAUGAGGGCGAACUUUUGGCGUUGGAUGUGUUCGGGACGAUGGGAGAGAAACACGUCGAGCUCGCGGUGGGGGUCGUGCGAGCGAUGUACGCGGACGUGCGGGAGCGGCGAGAGAUGACGAUGGGUGAUUUGACGGCGCGCGAGCGACGGUGCGCGCGAGAGGGGGGGUGUAAUCCGUUCGAUUGGUCGGACGGACACGUCGGGCACUUUUACGAAUGCAUGACGGCGGAGAAUUUGAGCGCGACGCGGGACGCGCUGAAGAUGCGCAGAGAGGUGUUCGGAGACGAGAACGUUGAUGUCGAUGGGUUAUUCGAUAGUUUUAGGGCGGAUUACGUCGAUCGGUGGCGACCGGAGGCGGUGUGCGGGACGGAGGCGGACGCGGCGCGAUGCGAGGCGUAUCGUCAUCGCGCGGCGGCUGAGUGCGAGGCGCUGUUGGGAGAGGACGAUUCGCGCGUCAUGGGGGCGUGUGAGACGUAUUUACAUCUCUACGGUAUCGUGCACGAGCAUUGGCACGUGGAGGAUUACGUGCAGGCGAGGAACACGCUCGGGUACUCGACGCCCGCGCUCGCGAGAAAUCACGGAGGCGCGCGAACGAUUCGGCGGUACCCGGCGGAUCUCUGGGGCGGGUUCGUCGACAUGAAGUCUGCGAGCGAGAUCUCGAUGCCGUCGACGACGAACAUCAUCACUCGGGCGGGCUACUCCACCGUGGACGUGGGCGAUACGUACGUGCUCGGAGCGCUCAAAACCGACCGAUGGGUGUUCGACGCCGAGCGAUGGGCGCACGACGUGCCGAUGCAGGGUUUCAAGAUCGCCAAGACGUGCUGCACAAACGCGCAGUUUGCGGCGUUUAUCGAGUGCGGAGGGUAUCUUAAUCGAUCGUUGUGGAGUCACGAGGGAUGGCGUUGGGUUCAGCGUCGAAAGGCUGACGGCGAAUGUCUGGGACCGCUCGGAUGGGUCGCUUCGCCUUGUGUAAAGUUCUGUGAGGACGGGACCGAAAAGCCCGCGCUCGCAAAUUGGCGGUGCAAGUAUUUCGACGAAGAAGCACGUGCGUUACAUCCACAGCAUCCGGUGUGUCACGUCUCGUGGUACGAGGCGGAGGCGUAUUGCAAUUGGAUCGGCGCGCGCUUGCCCACAGAAGCUGAGUGGGAAGCCGCGGCGAGGUCCACCCCGGGGACGCCACACGAGCGACGAACCUACCCUUGGGGAGAAGAUCCACCCACGAGCUCGAUUGUGAAUUUAGACGGAUAUCGGGGUGGGACUUUGGACGUCGACGCCUUGAACGAAGGGGACAGCGCGCACGGAUGUCGACAGAUGAUUGGAAACGUGUGGGAGUGGACGGCGUCUGCUUUUUUACCGUUCCCUGGGUUUCAGAUGGACUUUCCGUACCGUGAAAAUAGCUGUCCUUGGUUUGGAUACCGUAAGGUCGUCAAGGGUGGGUGCUGGGCCACGAGCUCGCCGAUCGCACGCGCCGGAUAUCGUCACUCCUUUUGGCCGCAUAUGCACAACACGUUUAGCGGAUUUAGAGCAGCCAUAGGCGGCGACGGUUUUGGAGGUUUGCGAAAGCGCGCAUUGUGCGUUAUUCCCAUCAGAGAUAAAUCCGACGCAAAGUGUGGGAAUACGGUGACGAUGCAUCGAAUCGCAACACACCUCUACGAUAACGGCAUCGAUGCGGUGACUCGUUCAAUCCUUGAUUUGCCGCAGUCGAAAGAGGACAUCGCAAACGUCAUCAAGGCAAUGGACGUCGACUUGAUCGUAGUUUUGCACGCGUUUAAGUGUGGGAUCAUCAUCGAUGUCGUUGGGAUGUACGGCGAUUUACUUCCGCCCGUCGUGCUCGUGCUCGGUGGCACCGACGUAAACAUAGACUCGAAGAAAUCUGUGUUCGCUGAAAAAGUUUUCAGAGACCGCGUCGCCAUUGCGCGCAAAGUCGUGGCGUUUUCGCUUUCGAUGAUCGAGGCGGCGCCAGAAGGAUCGCUGGAAUUCGUAGAGUCGAGCGCAUCUUCCAAGACAAAGCUGAUACCUCAGGGUGUCUCUGUGCCGAACAGUGUGAACGCGGUUGGCGUCCCAUCGCCCAAGCGUAAGCGAGAUAACUCUCCUGCGAUAUCCGAACUGUUACAGCUUCACACAGUGUCUGGUCUGAAUUCGGGCGAAACACCGAUCAUGUUCCUUCCCGCAGGAUUGCGACCAGUGAAGGAUGUGUGCUUCAUCGAAAAUGCGCUGAGAGAUUUCAACGCGGACGGAAAUAACGUACAUCUCACUGUCUGUGGUCCCGUAAUCGACGAAGCAUACGGGAAACUCGUGAAACGUUGCUUCACGUUACCCGGAGAUUUUGAUCGAACGCUUCUACCUGGAACUGAUCGAGAUACCGUUUUGCGAUACAUCGCUGCUGCCAAAGUAUUACUGAACACGUCGAUCUCAGAGGGACAGAGCGGCGUGAUCGCGGAGGGGAUGAUGCUGGGAACGUUGGUGUUCGCCAGAGACAUUCCGGGUAACAGACAGCUAUUCGAUCUAUGCGAAGCUCGCGCGUGCGCCGCGCUGGGCCCACCAAUGAAGACGCAAGUAAAAGGCGACGGUUGGGAGACGCAUGCGGUCGGUGUGUUGUUCAGUACACCGGAAGGAUGUUUGCGCGCGUUUAAAGAACUCGGACUAUGCAGAGGAAGCGCGGAGCAUGCAGUGGUUGCAGAAAUGAAGGUACGAGCUCGAGAAGGCAUCGAGGGGCUUUCCCUCAACGAAGCUAAGAGAUGGGAGGAGGUAGUGGAGGAGGUUUGCGGAUAA
Molecule: messenger RNA, 2859 nt
Organism: Ostreococcus tauri
Lineage: Eukaryota; Viridiplantae; Chlorophyta; Mamiellophyceae; Mamiellales; Bathycoccaceae
Product: Glycosyl transferase, family 1
Exons: 1
Coding region: 1-2859 (952 amino acids)
Source: RefSeq, a predicted model, not a curated record